This is a messenger RNA of Candoia aspera, 5526 nucleotides long. RefSeq names its product tripartite motif containing 47 (gene TRIM47). The record is from RefSeq and is a predicted model, not a curated record. Gene Ontology annotation, molecular function: zinc ion binding; protein binding. NCBI's taxonomy places the organism in Eukaryota, Metazoa, Chordata, Lepidosauria, Squamata, Candoiidae. The transcript is spliced from 6 exons. The coding region runs from base 481 to 2370 and encodes 629 amino acids.
UUAGCACCCGGCUACCAGCGGCUGAAACGGACGAGACUCGGGAGAAGCAGAAUAAUGCAAUCGGGUCUUGCUCGGGAUAAUCGACAGCAGCGGGGGAGUGGGAACGGUCGGCUUCCCUUCUUCCGAAACACCCGCUCGGAUUCUUUCGCAAUUAGUCACGCACUUCAACUAGACUGCGUGGGGUGGGAAAGGCUUAAUGUGGAUUCACUUCGCGCGCCUCGAACGGCAGUGGCAGAUUUUUGUCUUCUUUCUAACUGAGGCGGGUGGAUGAAGACAGGCGCUUUCUCUAAGGUCGCCCCCUACAGAGAAACGCCGGACACGGAGGUGGCCCCUCACUUGCCUUUGGGGGCUGGCCGCGGCUGCCUGUUAUCGGCAUGAGUUCCCGUGGGGCGGAGUUGGCGCUUCCAAGCCCCUGCCCUACCUCGGGGAAAGGGGCCAACCCAGCGCCGCGCUCUUCGCUUCCUGAUUGACUUCAGCAGCAUGGAUGCGGGCUCUGGCCCCAUUAGCCCCGCUCCCAGCCUUCAGGAAGGUUCUUUCGGUUGCCCCAUUUGCCUAGACGCUCUGAGGGACCCGGUCACCACUCCUUGCGGCCACAACUUCUGCCUGGAGUGCAUCGGGGCGCACAGGCAUCGCCCCGGGGGCCUUACAGGAGCCGGAGAGCAAAGUGCCUCCCGCUGCCCCCUCUGCCAGGAACCCUUCCCAGCCGAUCUCCCGCUCCGUAAGAACCACACCCUGGCGGAAUUGUUGCAGCUCCGACAGCCCACGUCAAGCAGUGCGGGCCUGGCUAUGGCGCCCGAAGAAGCCUCAGAGCCGCGCGCUCCUGGGAACGCCGAUGCCCAGACCGAGGAGGUGCUCUGCGACUUCUGCACCGGUGGGGAGCGGGCUGAGGCGGCCAAGUCGUGCUUGGUGUGCUUGGCGUCCUUCUGCUCCCCUCAUUUGCAGCCUCAUCUGAAAAGUCCUGCUUUCCAAAGCCACCGGCUGGUUCCGCCGUUGCGGCACAUCGAGGAGAAUCUCUGUAAGUUGCACCUCAAGCCUUUGGAGAGCUUUUGUCGGACCGAUCGCAGCUGCAUCUGCCAGCUCUGCCGGGCCCAGGAGCAUCGGAGCCACGAGGUGGUGGCCGUGGAGGUGGAGCGGGAGCACGUAGAGGCCCAGAGGCCAAAAAUCCUGAACAACACUGAAAAUCAGCUGGAUGAACUGGGAGUUGCAAUAGCACAGAUGAAGAGGAUGGUGGACCUCAUCAAAGCUACUGCUCAGAAGGAGAGGGAAAAAGUCAGCAGUCUCUUUGCCGAGGCCACCAAGGUCCUGGUGACCUUUAAGAAGGAAGUCCUUGACUUCAUUGAGGUUGACGAAAGAGCCAUGCUGAGCGGGGCAGAGGAGGAGCUGCAGCGCAGAGAAGAGCGACAUGCCCUGCUGAUGGAACACAAGCGGAACCUGGAGAAAGUCCCUAGCAUGGAUACCAUCACUUUCCUGCAGGAAUUCCAGGCACUGAAAAUAGCAGCUGAGGAAAAAAAAAUUGCAUGUACAAACUUCCCCAGGGAGUUGAGUUUUAUCAAAUCCAGUCAGGCCGUGUUUGCUGUGAAGGAACUGCUGGGGAAUAUUUGCAAGAACCAGUGGGACCAACUGUCGGGGAAGGGCGAGAACGGACCCUUUCUUCACGGGAUGUCAGAAGUGACAGUUGAGCCCCAGGUUUCAGAAAGGAGCAUCAACCCCGCCUGUUUGGAAUCACGAUAUUAUUUUCUCAAAUUUGCAUUCAUCAUUGACUUGGACAGUGAUACUGCUGACAAGUUCAUCCAGCUCUUUGGAACCAAGGGGGCUAAGCGUGUGCUCAGCCCCAUCGCUUACCCUGAGAGCUCAACCAGGUUCAUCAACUGUGAGCAAGUGCUGGGCGAGAACCUAAUGAAUCGUGGCAACUAUUACUGGGAAGUGGAGAUCAUAGAUGGCUGGGUGAGCAUUGGGGUCAUCACUGAAAAUUUCAACCCUCAGGAGUCUUAUGACCGGGGCCGCCUAGGCAGGAAUGAGACGUCCUGCUGUCUGCAGUGGAAUGGGCAGAACUAUGUCGCCUGGUUUGGUGGAUUUGACUGUGUUAUACAGCAGCCGUUCUUUCAUACUAUUGGGGUGUACUUGGAGUAUUCAGAGAAGGUGCUGACGUUCUAUGGAGUCAAGGAUUCCAAGAUGACUUGCCUCCAGCAGUUCAAAGUGGCUCGCUUCAAAAAGGGACAUUUUGACCCUUUCCAGAAUAAGAUCAACCACCAGUUUCCAGCCCUGUUUGUACACAACCUCAAGCCCGCCUUUUUCCUUGAAAGUGUAGAUGCUCACAUGCAGCUCGGGCCUUUGAAGAAGGACUGUGUUUCAGUACUUAAGCGGCGAUAAUUUGGUCAGGGUCUGACCAAGAAUACAGAAUUUGACAAGUAGGAUGAUGGUGACAUCUCCUCUGGACCACUGUGUGAUCUUUCUGGGUUAGGGUUGAAGAAUUAAUCAUACUUGCUACUGCUCCUUUUUAAUUACUUGAUAAGUAUCUUAAAAGUUUAAAGCAGCACUUUCCAGCAAAGCCUUUUCUUCUCUUGGACAUAUUAGGGCUUAUCUACAAAGGGCUUGCUCUAGAGCAAACGACUUACCUCCAUUUCAUCUAAUGAGUCGCUGUAUAAACCACUGGUAUCUCCAGAGGCUGUGCGCUGUUUCACAAGGGAUACAUGGAUCAGUCAUCAACAAUACCAUGAAAACCCAUCAGCAUAAUAGACAGCGGGCAGGAAAAAUGUUACCGUUGAUCAAAAAUGUUAUAUGCUGAAGGCUAUCACUUGUUUUUAAAUGUCGCUAGGUGAAUACUGCUCUUCCACUGCAUUUAAAAAAACAAUAACUAUGGAGAUAGCAGUGGUGUCAGCCACUACUGUCUGUCAUGUCACAGCAAAUGGGAUAUAUGAACAAAUAUGUUUAGCUUUGCAUUACAAUAGCAAGAAAAGUAGCAUGGGGCUGUAGGGCGCUUUAGUUGGUUCUCAGUCAGCUUAAAUCUAAAUUCCAAUCUAUAUAAUAGAGAUAUAACCUUGAAAUUAAAUGGAGCACCUCUGGCUGGUGCCAGUCCCACUAGGUAGACCAGAUCAGGAAAUGAACUCCACAGGAAGGGUAAAACUUUUAUUGAGAUUGGCUAUAAUAACUGAGUCUUGCAAGUCAGUCUGUACUGUACUUCCUCCUCCUCCUCCUCCUUAUAGUUCAGUGAAUUAGGGAGGCAUCUGCCUGAACCACUUCCAAAUGUUAUCUCAUUGUUCUGGACUUAAAAACUGUUCUGGCCCCUUUUGUCUAGGCAGCAGUUCCUGCAUAUUUCCAUCAAGGUCACAUUGCAUAUUCUCUGCCCUGUGUUUUAAUGGUAUAUGGGCCUGUUUACUAAUGUUGGAUUAAGAAGUGCUACAAGGUAAACUGGGUUGUAGAUCUGAAUAUGAUCGUUUCAAGAGAUGAGCACUUGCACAAGAGAAUAGAACAUUUCAAUAUUGGGUUGCAAGUCUCCCUUUCCAUAGAGUGUCUUACAGGCACAGAAGUAUUAUAAAAGUGGAAAAUCAGUGGCUCUCUGGAUGUUCAACUACAGUUGACUGGCUGGGCCUGAUGGAAGUUGAAGCAUAUCAACCUCUGGAGGACUGCAGGUUUCCUACUCCUGUGAUACAUUCUGCUUUUCUCAGCUGGAGUCUUAGGGGCUUUUGAAUACAGAUCCAUGGAAGUAACAUGGAAGAAAGAACAUCAGUUAAGGUGAAGAAUAGGGAUUGAUCUUCUAUGUGUAGCAAGGAUAUGUAACUGUAUAAAAUCAAUCCUUUACAAAUAUACAGCUAAGAGGACACUGCAAACAUUUAUAAAUUUAUCAUAAUUUAGCCUUGCUGAUAGAACCCAGGAGUGGUGAGGAAAUUCAAUGUCUGAUCUAGCUGCUGUUGCAUAUAAUAAUAAUAAUGUGAUUUCAAGUUAACCUAUGAAGAGACCCUAGUUUUUCUUUAGGCCUUGGCAUUUUUUUACAGGUAGUCCUUGAGUUACGACCAUUCAUUCAGCAACCGAAGUUAUGACAGUGCUGGAUGAAGGGAUUUAACAACCAGUACUUGAAGUUCCAGUUGUUGAAGCACCCCUGUGGUCACAUGAACAAAAUUCAGGUGCCUGGCAUCCAGCUUGCGCUUACGACCAGUUGCAGCAUCCCAUGAUCAUGUGAUCGCCAUUUGCGACCUUCCCUGCCAGCUUCCCCCAAGCAAAGUCAAUGGGAAGCUGGCAAGGAAGGUCGCAAGUUGCUAGGGUAAGUCUCCCCCCUUGCCUUUCUUUGCUUGUAUGUACCAUACCCUCUUUCCCAGGCCACCCUGUGCUUGCACACAUGUACGCAUUCUGCACCCUUUCCAUAGCCUCCCUGUGAUCACACACAUGCACACACCCCACACCCUUUUUCCAUGGUCUCCCUGUGAUUGCACACACGCAUGCACAUAUCCCACACCCUCUUUCCUUGGCCUCCCCAUAAUCACACACAGGUACCAGACACCCCAUUUCCACAGCCUCCCUGAAGACACCCUGCGCCCUUUCCUCAGCCUCCCUGCCAUCACACAUAUGUACAUACCCUGCGCCCUCUUUCCACAGCCUCCCUCAAUCACACCCACCCCUCUUUCCUCAGCUUCCUUGCGCUCACUUGCACGAACACACACCCUGCCCUAUUUCCUUGGCCUCCCUGCAAUCAUGCAUUCCAUACCCUCUUUCCACAGUCUCCCUGCGAUCACACAUAUGCAUGCACCCUGCACCCUCUUUCCCCAGCCUCUUUGCAGUUGCAUGCACCCCAUGCCCUCAUUCUCUGGCCAUUCUGAGCUUGCACUGCACUGAGCACCCACUCCCCCAACUCACACACGGCCUGCCCCACCCCCCCAUGGCAUACCCAUGCUCCUUACCUGUGACUCCCUCCACUUCCCGCUUAACAACCCACAUGUCUUGGGAUAUGACAACAACUGGGCUGCCUAGAUUGCCAUUGCUAGGGAAUGCGGUCAUGUGACAUCAUACUUUAUGACUGCAUCAUUUAGCGACAGCAGUUCUGGUCCCAAUUGCAGUCAUAACUUGACUACCUGUAAUUUGUUUUGUUUAGAAUGGGAUUGACAGUUGAGUUCAAAUAAACUGUCCAUUGGAUUUGUUUCAUUCUCAAAUAUAAUAAGACUACCAGCGUUUGUAAUGUAAAUUAGGACUGAAGAAGAAUAAAUUUUAGUUUAGAGACGGAAUUGAUUUUUUACAACCACAGGAUAAUUUUGUUCGUUGAAGAAGAUAAUGGAAUUACUCUAAUGCUAGCCCACUUCAUUAAUUCCAUGAUCUCAAGAUUACAUUGUCUACAAGAGUAUUCUGCAGUAUUAGUACAUUAUUUGUCUCCAAAACUUGUUUUGUUUACAAAAUAAAUUCUAUUAUAUCCUGUACCCAGGGUGAAAGUAUAGUAGAUCUGAUUAAUUAUGAGAUAAAUUUAAUGAGAUCACUUUUCUUUGCUGCUGGUCCUUCCUUAAAUAUUCCUACCUUUCAUUAAAAAAAUUUUUGAGGUCCUUA